This is a messenger RNA of Wasmannia auropunctata (little fire ant), 554 nucleotides long. Its product is annotated as chitinase-3-like protein 2. Gene Ontology annotation, molecular function: chitin binding; chitinase activity. The annotation marks the transcript as partial. The record is from RefSeq and is a predicted model, not a curated record. Gene Ontology annotation, biological process: carbohydrate metabolic process; chitin catabolic process. Lineage: Eukaryota; Metazoa; Arthropoda; Insecta; Hymenoptera; Formicidae. Gene Ontology annotation, cellular component: extracellular region. The transcript is spliced from 3 exons.
AUGUUCAGCCAGGUCCUCGUAUGCUACUAUACAAUACCGGGGGACCUGAACACGUCGUGGGAGCUCAGUCCGUCGCACAUUGACCCUCAUAUUUGUACGCAUAUUAUCGUGGGUUUUGCGGGCGUGGUGAACAGCACGCUCGACAUAGGCGACAGCGCGCCGGUGUACGAGCGAGUGGUUGCUUUAAAAAAUCUCGAACCUAACUUGAAGGUCAUGAUCAGCGCCGGCGGAAACAAUGAGCUCCAAUCCGGUUUCUCCGAGAUGGUGAAAAAUCACACCAAUAGAAAAAAGUUUAUCCAAUCAGUAUUAAAUGUGAUCAAAACCUUCCGUUUGGACGGCUUCGACGUUGACUGGGAGUUUCCAGCCUGGUUAGGGGCGGAUAAUCGCGAGAAGAUACACUUUGUGCAGCUGUUGCAAGAAAUGCGAAAGGAAUUCGAUCGCAGCGGACAAAAGCUGAUCUUAACAGUAGCAGUCGCAGCGCCGCAGGCAAUUGUGGAUCAGAGUUACAGUAUUCCUGAAAUGGCAGAGCACAUUGAUUUUAUAAAUCUCAUGUC